CUCUUUAUAAACAAAGCAGCAAUCAAAAAGGCGAAAAAAUAAAAUGCGAUUUUAUUUUUCCUGCAAAGCUAGCCAAAUGUGACGAAAGUAGUUUCAUAUGGCAAAAUUUCAAAUAGAAACAGCUAAUAUUAGAAAAACAUUCAAGCAAUAAUAAAACAAUGCUAUAGGAUCACAUCCGUCAAAGUAAGCACAAAACAUGUCAGACGCAAGAUAGCAUUUUAGAAAAUAUACACGUUCCCCAAAUUUGCAAACAAAAAUAAAAGAGGAAAAGAUGAGGAAAAGACAACGCACGUUUUUUUGAUACUAAAGAAUUAACUCAGUCACUCUCACCGCCGCUCUUUCUGCAGAUUCCUCCUUAUUGACGGCUCCAAAACGCCAGAGGAGCACCGUUCGUCCUCACUGAUUGGGGGAGAAAAGCAGAGAAAACUCGGCUUUGGAGGUGGUCAGCAAAGUUACUCAAAGUUUUGUCUUUGGCGCGACUCCGGAUCCCGAGCGGCGCGCACAAAACAGUUUGUUUGCAUCACUGAUUUCUUUUAAAGGGAUAUGGACCCUGUUCUGGGGCGACCGCAGGCGUCACGGCAGGAGAAAGCAAUCACAUUUAAAAUACUAAAAGCACAUCAGUGUUGGCUCUUCUGGCCAUCGAGCUUUAAUUAUCACGCUUUUUAGUUGCAUAUUACGAGAUGAAGUGACGCUAUUUUGCAGAAAACAAACACAUAUAAAGAAAAGUCGUUAAGUUCAAUGAUCUAGUAAAUGUUAAUAUAGUGAUAUAACAGCUUAGAAAUCCAAUAUUGUUUUACUUCAUCUCCUAAUGUUGAUUUUUACGCACGAUCCACACCAGCUGACUUUAUGUAAAGCGUUUUUAUUUACACUAUAAACCGCUUAAAUUGAUCACAAGUGUUACAAGUGGGCCUAAAUUCAUCAAACAGCACCUCACUUCUACGUGAUACACCAGGAUAUGUUGCAUUCCCUCCUAAAUAGGUCAGGUGCAGAAUUAGUUUUGAUUUAGGCAGAUUUUCAACUGUUAAUCAGUUGAUGAGUAUUUCUACUUUUCAUCUCCAAAAGUCACCAUAAUUAAACUUCACAUUAUUCAUAUAUGAUCUGGAGCAUAUUAAACAAAUGAAAAUCUCAUUUCCUUGUGUGUUAUUGAGAUUGUUAAACCCAGUGGAUCCUCAUGGCUGAACAUGUCAACCCUACCGUUGUUUUUGUUUUUCUACUCAAUGCACAUUUUCUCAAAGUCCUGAGAAAAAUAAAGUACAACAUGUCAUGAAAUACUGGGUGUAUCUGUGUGCAUGCACCGGAUUCAAAUUAGGCUUUCCUCCUCGUACAUGUUCAGGGCUCUUCCCCUUUUACUAGGGCGAGGAUGGGGCGUUUGUAGACUGCUCCGUAGUCUGCGUCAUGUGGCCCAGUUUCUGCCGUCCUAUUGGUCAGAGGCACGUGUCUGGGAGGAGGGUGGGAGAACGUCACUCGGGGGGCUCGCAUUGAAAAUAAGAACAAAACUCCAGAGUGAGAGUAUUAGAGCAUCAGUUUAGGAGCCUCUUUAUUUACCCUUAGUUUAGUUUAGGUGUAGGCAUUCCAGAGGACGCACAAAUCGGAUGGUGGUAUAAAUUUGGAUGGUGCGCAAAUGGCAAGCGCUUUAGCUCUAAGAUAUCACUUGUAACCCGAUUUUAAGGGAAUAUAUGAGACAAAUUAUGCUUUUCUCAAAGGACACUACGGCAAGGCUUUGCGUGGUGUCCAAGGCACUCACUGGUAUCUGAGUUGUUUUAUUGAUUUAUUCUACCCGUGCAGUUUUUUGGGGUAAUUUCCCUCAAAGUUCUUCGCAAAAUUUCUUGCUGCGGAGGGAGCGACAAAGGGGUUAAAGAGCAUAAAGUGGGGGAAAGUGAAUCAGUAUGGAAGAAAAUGAUCACGGCAACAGAGAUGCGGUGGAGCGACAGGAGUCCGCGGAUGAAUCCAAUAGAGCCAUCCUCCCCCUGCUACAGGCGCCGGGGAACCUGCAGAUCCCGCACCGGGUUACCAAUUUUUUCAUCGACAACAUCCUCCGGCCGGACUUCGGACGCAAGAAGGACGUGGACGCUCACCUCGAUGAGAGCAGCCCAGCGUCGCGGGAGAGCCGCGGCAGCCCCGCCGCCCCUCAGACUGAGCCGGUGGGCAGCACUGUGCCAGCGGAGGGGACCUCCACUCCACACACAGUCACCGGGCCCAAGAAGCCCGCGAAAGCCGCCGAGGAGUCCCUGAAACAGAGCGGGGAGAGCGGAGACCAGUGCCUAAGCUCAGACUCAGACAGUUCCCAAGCCAGUUCCAACCCAUCCAUGUCGCAGCCCAUGUUGUGGCCAGCCUGGGUCUACUGCACCAGAUACUCGGACAGGCCUUCGUCAGGGCCAAGAUCUCGCAAACCAAAGAAGAAAACGACCAGCAAAGAGGACAAGCGACCACGGACGGCCUUCACAGCAGAGCAGCUGCAGAGACUAAAGUCGGAGUUCCAGACCAACCGGUACCUGACGGAGCAGAGGCGGCAGAAUCUGGCGCAGGAGCUGGGUCUGAACGAAUCCCAGAUCAAGAUCUGGUUCCAGAACAAAAGGGCCAAGAUCAAAAAGGCCAGCGGCACCAAGAACAGUUUGGCCUUGCACCUGAUGGCGCAGGGACUCUACAAUCACGCCACCGUCACGUCGAAAGACGAGAAAUCAGACAGCGAUUGAUUCCCAGAGAAGUAAACAGCAACCUCCUGACGAAAAAGAACCUAUAGUAAUCCUAUGAUAGAUUUAUAUAGAGAUUAAAACUCUACUUACAGGAAUAUUUAAUGUUACCACUGCAGAUACUUUAACUAUCACUCACCAUGGAUGUACACAAUGGCUCCAAGAAACCAUAACAAAUGAAUAGAUUCCCUACACGAAUUUCUAACCCAACCAUAGGCCUCUAUAGGUUCCUAUGGGAAUAUUAUAGUGAUUUUUUCGUUAUAUGGGAGGUGUAAUCAAGCCUACAAUGCAAUAAUAUGAUCGAAUAAAGGGCCAGUGUAUAGCCUUUACCAGCAUAAAUUGUUUUAAAAAAAACAGAGAGAUAUUUCUGCAAUAUCACGUCUAUAAAAGAUGUAUAAAGGUACGUUUUCAUUGUUUUUGUCGUCCCCGCCCCCUUCCCGGGGCUAUACAUGCUUACACUCUCCAUUUUUAUAAGCCGUAUAAGGAUUACUGCUAUCCAUGAUUGUCAUCGUGUUACAUUUUAACUAACUGGCACUUGACGUUUUUACUUGUCAGUAAAGUGGGAAAUUAAUAAAAAGAAAAAGAAAAAAAAAAGAAAAACUGAAGUCCAAAGAAUAUUUUUCUGCUGCAUCCAGGCUACUGUGAAUUUAAAUAUGCUAACAAGGUUUUUCUAAUGCCAUGCUCGCUUGGUUUUCUUGGUUGAUUUUUGCGUGCAAAGUGGACAGCGAAAUUUGUUAGGGCUAAUUGGGCACUGCAUUAUUAUUAUUUUUUAAUUAUUUAUUUAAUUUUGUUCCCCAAGCGUUGUUGUUGUAAUGCAGUUUGUUGGAAGUGACCAGUGGCGUUUCUUGCAGGAAUGGCACCCUGGGCGAGGUUGUCUUUUGGCCACCCAAUACAUGUAAAAAAAACCCACACCCAAAAACUAUUUUAUAGAGAAUGUUUUUAUUAUAUAAUUCAGCAGAAUCAUUUAGAGAUACACAUAUUGAACCUAUAAUUGAGCUACAUUUUUGUUGUUAUGUUUGUUUACAACACAAAGAGUUGGGGAUGCACCGAUGGACUGGCCAUACAUCAAAAUUGCAUCAUUUGUUUACUUAAAUUUUUUUUUUUACUUUGUGUCUGUAAACACAUCAACAAGCAGUGUGUACUCUGAUGUAGUUGUCUUUGGUUCAAAAUCAAGUUAAGGCUAGGGAUAUAUUCUUCAUGCAUAAAUUGCAAUAAUUUUGUACUUCCAACAUUUGCUGUUUGAAUUAAAACUACACCUAUCAAAGAAGCUGCAAAACAUUUUAUUUUCUCUUCGAUGUGUCUUAGUUUAACAUAAAAAUCUGAAUUCAUAAAAAUUAGAAUUAGCACCUCAUACCAAGCCGAAUACUGGCCAGAAAAAUCUAAUUGGUGCAUCACUAAAAAUAAUCUUUUUUCUCUAAAUAGAGAUAAUACAUAAGAAUUACAGAAAAUAUCAGUAGAGGUUGUUUUUUUUUACCACUAAUUAUACUAUGCUUUUCAUAAUUUUCUCAGUUAAGAUGUGUUCUUUCUCCCUUCUGUGUCAUGGCGCACCCAGAACAGGCCGCCCUGGGGAGAUAGCCAUAUCUCAAAAACCGCCACUGGAAGUGAAAGAGCAAAAAAAAAUAUAUAUAUUAUUUUCUUUUGUAACUAACACACAAAAGUAGGCCUUGCUUAUAUGAUUAUGGUCGUCUCACAGCCUUUAAAUAAAUGUGCGUGUUCUCUUCAUUAUAUGCCAAUGCAUCAGUGCAGCUAUUAUAGUUUAAAAUAGCAAUAUAAAUAAUUUUUUGUAGCUAAACAAAGGCUAUAAUGCUGCCUUUUGAGUCACAGAAACAACUCUGUAGCAUAAAGACAAUGAUGACACCAUUUCUGCGCACUCUUUAGACUUUUACAUGCAGGAUGUUGGAUGUUCUUGGUAAAUCUUUCUCUAUUUACAUUUUUAUUGCAUAUCCAUAUAUCAUAAAAAGAAGGGAACUCCGUCAGUGACUGUAUUACAAAUCUCUUAUCGUUGUUGAAAGGACUUCAUAUGUGUAUUUAUAUAGAUUAUAUUGAGAAAAAAAUCUAUCCAAUGACCAGUGUUGCUUUAGAAUAGAUAUCUGAGGUGUUUACACUGCUUGUUUAUCUUGCAAUAACUUCUUUUUGUUUCCUUUUUGUUUGUUUUUCUUUGUGAAUGAAAAAAAAAAGUUUAUGGGGCCUUUUUUGCAUGAAAGCUGCAAUUUGUUGUACUUUGGGCAAAAACAACUGUGUUUAUUAACUUUGGUCUUUAUGGACAAAAAAAGUAUGAUCGAGUUUCAGACUGUAUCCAUACCAAAUUGUGGACUUUUUUGCCUUUUUUUCAAUGUGUUUUUUUUUCUUUUGUUGUGCAUCUGCAAAAAGUGUGUGUGAAUAAAAAAAAAGAAAGAAAAAUCCACCAAACAGAAACACACUUUGCCUUAAAAGGUUCGAGUUGGAACUUUUUUUCCUGAAACAGAACUGUGCCGAAUCAGAGAAGCAGUGUUACUUCAAAUGCAGACUUACUCAAGUUUUAAUGCCUUUAUGAGAACUGCUGGUACGACAUUAUGAAUUUACUCAUCAGCGUAUAUCUAUCUAUAUAUGAACAUGUUUAAAUGAAAUUACAACACAGAGUUGUAGAAUACAAUGCUAUUUUUUAUUUUAUGUUGGAAGUAUUCUUUGGUAUAAAUGUACAUAAUUUGUAUCAUGUAUUAAUUGUGUAAUUAACUGCCUCCUGAAAAGCCGGAAAAGAGUAAAUAAAACCUUGGAGAUUAUACAUGA
This is a messenger RNA of Xiphophorus hellerii (green swordtail), 5456 nucleotides long. It is a transcript of the gene en2a, whose product is annotated as engrailed homeobox 2a. The record is from RefSeq and is a predicted model, not a curated record. NCBI's taxonomy places the organism in Eukaryota, Metazoa, Chordata, Actinopteri, Cyprinodontiformes, Poeciliidae. Gene Ontology annotation, cellular component: nucleus. The coding region runs from base 1887 to 2693 and encodes 268 amino acids. Gene Ontology annotation, molecular function: RNA polymerase II cis-regulatory region sequence-specific DNA binding; DNA-binding transcription factor activity, RNA polymerase II-specific. Gene Ontology annotation, biological process: neuron differentiation; regulation of transcription by RNA polymerase II; multicellular organism development. The transcript is spliced from 2 exons.